Molecule: messenger RNA, 945 nt
Organism: Trifolium pratense (red clover)
Lineage: Eukaryota; Viridiplantae; Streptophyta; Magnoliopsida; Fabales; Fabaceae
Exons: 1
Coding region: 1-945 (314 amino acids)
Source: RefSeq, a predicted model, not a curated record
AUGCAAGUUCCAUUAAUCGAUAGACUCACCGAUUUUCAAGCUGGUUUCAAUUCCUUACAAAACCCAUCUUUCCCUUCUCAAAUCACAACAAAUUCAUUCAAUGGAAUUCAAACCUUUUCAAUAGCUUUCAAUUUUUGCAAAUGGGGUGCUGUAAUUUUAGCUUUGGUUGCUACCUUCAGCAGCAUCAUAAAAAAAGUCACCAUUUUCAUCAUCCAUCUUCGUAAAAAAGCUUCUUCUCUCCCUUCAAUUUCUUUCGACGAUGGCGACGAUUUCACCUCCGACGAUGAAGAUACUGAUAACGAUGAUAUCAUUAGUUUAUCUUCAUCGUCAGAGUGUGAAGACGAGUCGCCAUCUGUCUCCAAUUCCACAAGUUUCAACGAUUUUUUUAGAAUUACCGGAAGCAGUUACGAUGUAAACGACGUGUUUCAGACACAAAACGAUGGACAUAAACGACAACGUAGUAUUGGUGAUAUUUUUUCUCUUUUAGAACUAGCUAACAGUGAAAACGUUGUUAAGCUUUGGGACAGUAUAGGAUUUGGUUUGGGUUUAGAUUUCGAUGAUUACGAGGACGGAGUUAUUUCUUCAUACGACGUUGUAACAAAACCUCACGCGCCUUCAACUUCCGUGGCAUCACCAGCUGUAGUUGUUUCGGCGGGUGAAGGCGCGCGUGGAAAUUUGGCAGUUGAGAUUUGGGACACGCGCCUCCGAAGACGGAAGCCGUCAGUUGUUGCUGAGUGGGGGCCCACGGUGGGGAACACAGUUCGCGUGGAAUCUGGCGGCGUACAGAAGGUUUAUGUCAGAGAUGACGGACGUCAACGUUUAACGGUUGGUGAUAUGAGGAAAGUUAGUGUUCCGUUAGGAAAUGUAACGGAAUCUGACGCGGAUAAUACUUGGUGGGAUGCAGAUGCUGUUAUUGUUUCGGAUGAAACUUAUGGGGAACAUUAA